Messenger RNA from Cantharellus anzutake, 1338 nucleotides. RefSeq lists its product as uncharacterized. Lineage: Eukaryota; Fungi; Basidiomycota; Agaricomycetes; Cantharellales; Hydnaceae. The coding region runs from base 196 to 1128 and encodes 310 amino acids. The transcript is spliced from 3 exons. The record is from RefSeq and is a predicted model, not a curated record. Gene Ontology annotation, molecular function: protein binding.
CCGUAGUUAGGUACGGGAAGAUCCUGUCGGCAUUUCAAUUAACUUGCCGGCGUGUACUCUAUUGAUUUGGCCGUAAAUGGCAAUUGAUAUGACACACUGGCUGUAUCCGACCACAACUGCGGCGCCAACUCCAUAACAACCUCCUCACCAAAUUGCUUACCCUCACCAAUCGCUCAUAGUACUGUCUGCUUGGACAUGGAUGAAACCCCGACAGGAUGGACAAGUAGCAUGCAUAUUUUCUCACGAUAUGUAUCCUCAGAACGAAGUGUCAAGGAUGAAUGUUGUUUGUCACCGACUCUAUCGGCCGCCACAAUCGUGCAUUCCACUGAACUCAGCAUUGAGUACGAAGAUGGAGAUGUCAUUUUGCGAACUGAUGACACGGAUUUCCGGGUUCAUAAAACCGUCCUUCGUCUAGCAUCUCCAUUCUUUCGUUCACUGUUCACACUACCUCAGCCUCCAUCGACCCCUGAGGAGAUACCGAUUAUUCCUAUGGAGGAAGAUGCAGAGGUUUUGCACACUUUGAUCAGCAUCAUCUAUCCCAUUCGAUAUAAAUUGAUUAUCGACAAUCUCGGAUUUGCAACACGAUUGCUCCGAGCAGCGGACAAGCUGGAGAUCGAAUGUGCGAUCGACCUUAUCCGUGAUUCUAUUACGCCGCUACUGGAAAGUGUUCCUAACCCACUCCGUGCUUGGGCAUUGGCGAAAUACAUGGGUCAUGAAGUAGGGGAGAAGGCGGCGGUCUUACGAUACAUCAAAUGCGAAAGUUCAGCGCUAUUGCGGGAGCGAUUCACGGAAUUGGGUUAUGUCAACGCUCUCGAUUACUUCGACUUGGUGCUGAAACGACAAGAUGCGCUUAGAGAGGCAGAGACAGCUAUCAACAAGACCGUAUGGGGAUGUUCAAAGUGUGGAGGGUGCCCAGCGUGGAGGAGUCAUUACGACAACGCGAUAGCUGGACUCAAUCCAUUCAACGAUUGCGUCGCUUCAGAUGACUUGUUUAGCCUCGCUGCUUCCGCAUCUGGGUGUGCACUUUGCGUCGACAGCGUCCGCAAGCGGAACAGUCUAGCUACGACCAAAACACCCAGCAGUUUACGCGCGCAGUUACGUACAAUUUUGUCGAAAUAUUCGUCCUGAAUACCAGUCACGACGAAGACCCCAACUAGGGUCAUUUUUUUUUUUUUGGGGGGGGGCCGCCUCUGUGUAUGUACUUUAGAUUCUUGGACAGUGAUAUAAUAUACAACUCUUGACAGGCGCACGCGCACGGUGCAAUGGGAACGUGUCACGAUUGCCCAAACCAAGUUGGGGUUAAUUACAUGAUUUGACAGAAGAAUGUAACCACCCACG